AUGUCUGAUUACAUUCCUAAGAAGUUCACACUAGGAAAGAUUGGUUCUCCCUAUGGUCGAAACAGUAAGACUAAAGGGGAUCGCACUCGUCGAAGCUGGUCUGACAGUGAAGAGGCCAAUCUGUUACUGGGACUGAAGGAUCUUGUAACCCAUGGGUGGAAAGCCGACAACGGAUUUCGAGCAGGUUAUCUGUCUAGGCUGGAGGAGAAUUUGAAGCGAGAAUUUCCAUCAACUGACCUAAAGGGCAACCCUCAUAUCGAUUCGAAGAUAACGGCUUGGAAGAAGUCUUACAAUCUACUGACUAAUAUUCUUGACCGUAGUGGUGUUGGCUUCGGCUACAAUGGGGACUUCAAAAUCGACUGUGACGAUGAGCAGUGGGCUCAAAUAGUGAAGCAUGAUCGGAAUGCUAGCGGUAUGCGCAAUAAGGCUUGGCCUUAUUUGGAACAGUGGAAAGAAAUCUUUGGAAAAGACCGCACUAAUGGAGUCGGGGCUGAGGAUGUCAUGGAUGCAGUGAACAGCCUAUACUCCCGCCAGAAUCUCAACACCUCCAAUGGUUCUCAGGACUACAACAUGAGCUUGGAUGACCUUUCUGCCACUGAGCCAAUGUCCAAACAGUCCACACCGGACGAGGUGGGUAAAAGCUCACCUCAGAGUACCAAGGUUGUUGUGUUUGACAAAAGCUCGGGCAGAAAGCGAAAGCAUGAUGACUCCCUUGAUGCUUUAGACGAGCUCCUUAACAAGAUGCACGAGGGAACUAACGUCAGGCUGAAGUACUUGUCCAUGCGGAUAGGUUAUGAAUUCGACCUGACCAAGGCCCAGAAGGAUAUGUAUGAUUUGCUUGGAACUAUCCCGGGACUGACCAUGGAUCAGAAAUUUGAUGCUGGUGAGAUAAUUGUUGAGAAGGUGGAACGUCUCAAUUUCUUCAUGGGACUGCCUGAGUGUGCUCGUCUUCCCUACGUGAUGUGUGCGCUUGAGAAGCGGCGUGCUACCUGA
Molecule: messenger RNA, 993 nt
Organism: Salvia splendens (bonfire salvia)
Lineage: Eukaryota; Viridiplantae; Streptophyta; Magnoliopsida; Lamiales; Lamiaceae
Exons: 3
Coding region: 1-993 (330 amino acids)
Source: RefSeq, a predicted model, not a curated record